Messenger RNA from Protobothrops mucrosquamatus (brown spotted pit viper), 2268 nucleotides. It is a transcript of the gene EEPD1, whose product is annotated as endonuclease/exonuclease/phosphatase family domain containing 1. The record is from RefSeq and is a predicted model, not a curated record. Gene Ontology annotation, molecular function: DNA binding; catalytic activity. The transcript has 7 exons. Gene Ontology annotation, biological process: DNA repair. Gene Ontology annotation, cellular component: plasma membrane. Bases 310 to 1986 code for a protein of 558 amino acids. NCBI's taxonomy places the organism in Eukaryota, Metazoa, Chordata, Lepidosauria, Squamata, Viperidae.
GUGUGCGUGUGUUUAGAGUAUUUUUAACUUUCCCCACGGCUUGGCUGCUGAAGUACCUUCGGAAGCCAGCGAUUACUCCAGCCUCGCAAUUCUGAUUUUAAGUAGUGUUUACUAUCUCACCCUCCCGUGAUGUUGCCAGGGUUUUCUGAAAGGCGCUUUGCCGUUUGUCCUUUUUCUUCAGAACUUAUCUGCAGAACUGUCAUUUCAACCUGAAGGCCUUGCAAGCCGUCUCUGCCUGGAAGUUGCUUGUCCUGUUUAAGCUGGAAAACAAGUCACUUUGAUUUGGGAUCAUUGCAAAAUAAAAGAACGAUGGGGGGUAACCUUGGCUGCCACCGUUCCAUUCCCCGAGACCCUUCGGAUCUUUGCCAUAGCCGUAAAUUCAGCGCAGCAUGCAAUUUCAGCAACAUCCUUGUGAACCAGGAGAGGCUGAAUAUUAACACAGCCACAGAGGAGGAGCUCAUGACUCUUCCUGGGGUCACCAGGAUGGUAGCCCAAAAUAUUGUGGAAUAUCGUGAGUAUAUUGGUGGCUUCAAGAAAGUUGAAGACUUGGCCUUGGUGAGUGGAGUCGGGGCUGCCAAGCUGGAGCAGGUGAAGUUUGAGAUCUGUGUGAGCAGCAAAGGAAAUUCUGCACAGCACUCUCCCAGCUCUUUAAGAAAAGACCAGAAUCUGGAUCACCUUUCAGCUACUAAAAUCAACAUUAACACAGCCACCUCUGCUCAGCUCAUGAGCAUCCGUGGUAUCACAGAAAAGAUUGCCAACAGUAUUGUAGAAUACCGCAAAGAACAUGGGCCCUUUAAAAGUAUUGAGGACUUGGUCAAGAUGGACUGUAUCAACUCUUCAUUUCUGGACAAAAUCCGACAUCAAAUCUUUGCAGAACGGUCAAGACCCCCUUCCACAAAUACUAAUGGUGGCCUUAAUUUCAUUGUCAAGCCUCACCCAAGCCCCACAUCCCUGAGCCUCCAGAGUGAGGAUUUGGAUUUUCCUCCUGGAGGGCCAACACAGAUGAUCUCCACAAGACCCUCAGUGGAAAUGUUUGGUGGGGUGCGGGAUGGGCGACCUGUGCUGAGGGUGGCUACUUGGAAUCUGCAAAACUGUUCUAUUGAAAAAGCCAACAAUCCUGGUGUGCGAGAAGUUGUUUGCAUGACUCUGUUGGAGAACAGCAUCAAACUUUUGGCUGUGCAGGAGUUGAUUGAUAGAGAUGCACUUGAAAAGUUUUGCAUGGAGUUAAAUCAGCCAACUCUGCCAAACAUCCGCAAAUGGAAGGGCCCUCGAGGAUGUUGGAAGGGAAGCAUUUCACAGAAGCUCUCAGGGCACCCCGAGAAGCAUGAAGAAUAUUCUGGGUUCCUAUGGGACACAACCGCAGGGAUAGAACUGAAAGAAGCUACAUUCUCUGAAGGCCCACACACAAAUGGCAAUGGGAAACAGGUCUAUCUUCACCCUUAUAUUGCACAUUUCAAGAUUGGAAUGAAUGAUUUAAUACUGGUUAACUUGCAUUUAGUGCCAUUGCCGUCUACUGGAGAAAAUUCUGUGAAGAAUCAAAAUAAUCAUAAAUUAGCAGUCUUUGCACAUACUGUACAGGAAACACUGAAAGGUGAAAAAGAUGUGAUUAUUUUGGGUGACUUUAGUCAGCCCCCUGAUAGUAGUGACCAUGAUUUGUUACGAAAGGAAAAGUUCCACCAUCUGGUUCCUGCAAGUACAUUCACAAACAUCAGCACAAAGAAUCCUCAAGGUUCCAAAUCUUUGGACAAUAUCUGGAUCAGUCGUGGCUUGAAAAAAAUUUUCACUGGUCAUUGGGCAGUUGUAAGAGAAGGUCUUACAAACCCCUGGAUCCCUGAUAACUGGUCAUGGGGUGGAGUAGCAUCAAGUCACUGUCCAGUUUUAGCUGAAUUUUACCUCGAGAGGGACUGGAAUAGAAAGGAUCUAACUCGAAAUGGAGGUGGAGUGAUAGUGGAAUGCACUGAUGUGGAUUCUAAACAUGAGCGGUGAUGAAAAAGAUGAAAGCUACUUUUUUCUUUCCCCAAAAGAUGGUUAGAAGAUAGCUUCGCUCAAGGCCUGACAUUGAACAAGAACUGCUGUGUAUUUUGUUUUCAUUUAAAAAUGAAUAAGCUUCUGCUUUUAACAUCUCUCUUUCCUAUUCCCACUUCUGACCCUUUUGUGGGUGUUUUAGGAUAUCCCAUUGCCACUGUGUGGAUUGUGACUUACGGAGAUAUGGAGGCUUCUGUGGCUGGAUAUACCUGGAUAACUGCAAAUAAAAUUCAGUUUUUAAUA